CGCGGUGGUGAGCCAAGGGUGAGAUUCCUUCUCGAGAAGGACAAGCGGGAGCAGCGGCACAGACUUUGCAUUUCACUUCUACCAAAUUUUCGUUAGCGCGAACUGUGAGCCGAGUAGGCACAGAUCGUGAGGCAUGAGGUCCUGGUUGCUAUGGUUGUUUCUUCUGUUGGUCGUCUUAGCCGAUAGGAGCUUCGCUAAUCCUUAUUUCGAUGAUGGUGAAGAUGUAGAUGAUCUUCAAGCUGACGACUCCUCGGAUUAUAUAGACACUUUGGAAAAUCUGAUGCGAGUGGCACAAAAACGUACCUCGUCGAUAAACUUGUUUAGGCGGGCUUGCAUAAGGCGUGGUGGCGACUGUUAUCACCGACGGAAGGACUGCUGCUACAGCUCUAGCUGCCGUUGCAAUCUCUGGGGUUCUAAUUGCAAGUGUCAACGGAUGGGUCUCUUUCAGAAGUGGGGCUAAACGAUAUCCUCCCUUUUUCUCUUUUUUCUCUCAUAAAUCUAAUUUCUACAUU
Messenger RNA from Acromyrmex echinatior (Panamanian leafcutter ant), 512 nucleotides. Its product is annotated as xibalbin-1. The record is from RefSeq and is a predicted model, not a curated record. Gene Ontology annotation, cellular component: extracellular region. NCBI's taxonomy places the organism in Eukaryota, Metazoa, Arthropoda, Insecta, Hymenoptera, Formicidae. Gene Ontology annotation, molecular function: ion channel inhibitor activity.